CCACUUGCCAAACGAGAAUCAGAGACAUGAGAAAGCUUGGCAGAAUCACCAAACUGUUUGUUUUCUGGGUUUUGGUCUCACUCCACGCUCAAGCUCUCUCCACAGAAAUAGGAGAUGGAGGCCAAAAGCAUGCUGAAGCCGAAGAGGAGAAGAAGCCAUCCAUUGCAAAGGUGGUCACGGGCGCAGUUUCUCUCCUCAGAAAAUCCCAAAAGAUUUCAUGGAUCAAGAUCAAGACCAUCAUGAACAGCAUGCAGCUCCAGUUCUUCCCGCCAGAUCUAGACUUUAGAAGCAGGGACGGAGCGGCUGUCGAUGACCAGAACAAUGCAGGCUCGAAAGUGAAACAGGUGGUCGAGAAGAGCUUUGGGACUAGCAAAGUGGCGGUGGAGGAGACUGCGAAAUCCGCGGCUGAGGUCGUGGGAAAAGCGGUGCGCAAGACGGCGGAGAAGGUUAAAGAAAGCAUGUCCGAUGAUGAUGAAGGCGAAGAGUCGAGAUCGGAGCUUUAACAAAAAGAUCGGUCGAAUGAUGUGGUUGUAUUAGUUUCCUUUUCCUUCCCCUUUUCUCCCUCGAAUGUUGUACUAGUUGAUCAGCAAAUUCUUGGAUUAUCUCCAUGAAUCAAA
Rhodamnia argentea is the source of this 617-nucleotide messenger RNA. RefSeq lists its product as uncharacterized. The record is from RefSeq and is a predicted model, not a curated record. Lineage: Eukaryota; Viridiplantae; Streptophyta; Magnoliopsida; Myrtales; Myrtaceae. The coding region runs from base 27 to 503 and encodes 158 amino acids. The transcript is spliced from 2 exons.